AUGACACGAUCAACAUCCUUACUUUACCAGCAUUUCACUUACAAUCCUCAAAACGCUCGGCACGGGUAUUCCUGGAAUUCUGUGGGAGGAAGUCAGAUAAUCUCCAUUGGAGGUGUGGACUCCAAUUCCAACAUCACGGGUGCAGCCCCACCAGAAAUGAUCAGAAGUCCUUUUGACAGCAUACCCGACCCUUUCGCUCAGGGGCUGGCAAUAUUUGACGUGACAACAUUGAGUUUUGCCAAUCAGUACACCGCCGGCGCCACAGUACGAGCAGCUGGAAGUGUUGAAGCAAUUUUACGCACAAUCACAACGAAUAGCCUUUCUCAUUUCUGUGGCCGCCGUAAUAGUCGAAACUCGUUUCAAUGGGCGAAACCCACAACUGCGUCCGAAAUAGCAAAGGAGCCUCAUGGAGCAGACCUCAACGUGCUGGAGAUGCAUGAGGACGCUCGUCCAAUCGAGCUCACUUAUUUGGCCUUACAGGAGCUGAACGAGCAGAGCUUGCAGGAGAUGGAGCAGCCAGGACCGCUUGUAGAACUCCAUGCGCACAAGCCUUCGGAGAUGCAGCUCAACAAAGACUAUCGCGGAAACGGAAGGCUUCAAGCCAGAGAUUCUGCUGUUGUUAAGCCAGUACGAAACGGAAACCAGGACCAGUCAAUCGGGUUAGGGAGUGUCCGCGGUUUUGGCUCAGCAACUUCGCCGGGGUCUGGCGGCGACCAGUCGUCCCCUCACGAACGAGUGCCUGAGAGGCACGCAUACUCUAACGACGUUAUAUUCUCUUCGCCCCUUGUGAUAAUCUCGCCGGAGUACAAUGAUGUCAGAUUGUCACGUAUGUACGAUCCAUACGAAGUGCGAGAAGCGAAAGUUCCGGCGCGGCUCUUCCUCGAAGCAUUCGCGGCCGUGCAGUUGAACUGCUUUGAGAGGCUGCUAGCUGGUACCGAGAGCUCCGGUUGA
Letharia lupina is the source of this 951-nucleotide messenger RNA. RefSeq lists its product as uncharacterized. The coding region runs from base 1 to 951 and encodes 316 amino acids. The record is from RefSeq and is a predicted model, not a curated record. The transcript is spliced from 3 exons. Lineage: Eukaryota; Fungi; Ascomycota; Lecanoromycetes; Lecanorales; Parmeliaceae.